Molecule: messenger RNA, 249 nt
Organism: Penicillium antarcticum
Lineage: Eukaryota; Fungi; Ascomycota; Eurotiomycetes; Eurotiales; Aspergillaceae
Exons: 2
Coding region: 1-249 (82 amino acids)
Source: RefSeq, a predicted model, not a curated record
AUGCAAUUGCCCUGUCAUCUGGCGAAUAAUAAAAGAUUCCUUGCUGGUGACGAUGAAGGUAAUGAUGAUGACGAGGAUGAUAACGAUGACGAUGAAGAUGAAGACAAAGCAAGAAGCCCGAUCAAUUUGGUGAUUAUCGAAGCUUGCGACUAUGACACUCGGUUCCAAUACAAGCCAAUCCCGGCAUUGUUCAAUGAAUCCUAUGUUGCUGCUGCUCGGGCAACGAUGCAAAUGCCGAAAUUGGAGUAG